Uranotaenia lowii is the source of this 855-nucleotide messenger RNA. RefSeq lists its product as uncharacterized. Bases 1 to 855 code for a protein of 284 amino acids. The transcript has a single exon. Lineage: Eukaryota; Metazoa; Arthropoda; Insecta; Diptera; Culicidae. The record is from RefSeq and is a predicted model, not a curated record. Gene Ontology annotation, molecular function: odorant binding. Gene Ontology annotation, biological process: sensory perception of smell.
AUGCUCGUUUUCCUGUCAAUUCUGGUAGUGACUUCUUGUAUACAAAUUGCGUUCGGACAGCAACAUUGGGAAUCGCCAUAUAGUCACACGUUUCAACGAGCCGCGUCGGAAUGUGCCGGAUAUCUACGCUUAUCGAACGCAGUGUUGGCCAACUGCCAAACCAACAACGCUUAUCCCGAAGACUUGAUUUGUAUGGAUCUGGUUCACUGUAUCCUGGUCGAUCUGCGCGCCUGGACUAAUCGGAAUGGUUUCGUACGUCAACAGCUGGAGGUAUUCCUGGCAAAACAUGGCAAUUACAAUCCACAGAAUUUGCAAACGUGUCUAGAUCAAGAACUGGCAGCGUUACCUCCCAGAGACUUCAUUCCGAGAUCUUACAAGACAUUCAAGUGCUAUCUCACCCACUACGGUUUUCCGACAACGCAAAGCAAAUUUCUCAGAUAUUCUGACCCGGACCGAGAUAUCAUGUUCAGAGAGGCUAUCGAUAUGUCUAAUCUUACUGUUGCUGCAUUGGAUGCGUUUGUCAACGGGGAUUUCCUUUCGCCGCAAAUCACUAACUUGGGAUACAUCUUCGUGCUUCGACUCGGAUUCUACACUCCGGAAGCUGGAUUCAACAAAGAAGUCCUUUACAUCCAGCUGGGUGAUGAGGACAUUUUUAGCGACGAGGUUAGCCAAUGUGAGGACAGUGUUAAGCAGCAGUACUGUGAGGAGCCGGAACGUGUCGCCAGAAUCUGGCUUCAGUGUUAUUCCAAGUAUAAUUUCCUUUUAACACUAUUGCAAGGAAUAGCUAGAGAAGUAGCGCAGGAAGCUGCAGACAGGUGCAGCGGGAUCACCACGUCACAGCCUAAUCAAGGUUGA